This is a messenger RNA of Bacillus rossius redtenbacheri, 1083 nucleotides long. RefSeq lists its product as uncharacterized. NCBI's taxonomy places the organism in Eukaryota, Metazoa, Arthropoda, Insecta, Phasmatodea, Bacillidae. The transcript is spliced from 11 exons. The record is from RefSeq and is a predicted model, not a curated record. Bases 1 to 1083 code for a protein of 360 amino acids.
AUGACUGUGCUGGUGAUGCGUGAUCACCGGAGGAGCAGCGGUCAGCAGAACGAGGUGUCACAGAGGAGGAGCGGUCAGCAGAACGAGGUGUCACAGAGGAGGAGCGAGGAGCAGCGGUCAGCAGAACGAGGUGUCACAGAGGAGGAGCGGUCAGCAGAACGAGGUGUCACAGAGAAGGAGCGGUCAGCAGAACUAGGUGUCACAGAGGAGCAGCGCUGUCAGCAGAACGAGGUGUCACAGAGGAGGAGCGGUCAGCAGAAUAAGGUGUCACAGAGGAGCAGCGGUCAGCAGAACAAGGUGUCAAAGAGGAGCAGUGGUCAGCAGAACGAGGUGUCACAGAGGAGCAGCGAGGAGGAGCGGUCAGCAGAAUUAGGUGUCACAGAGGAGCAGCGGUCAGCAGAACAAAGUGUCACAGAGGAGGAGCGGUCAGCAGAACGAGGUGUCACAGAGAAGCAGCGCGGUCAGCAGAACGAGGUGUCACAGAGGAGGAGCGGUCAGCAGAACGAGGUGUCACAGAGGAGGAGCGAGGAGGAGCGGUCAGCAGAACGAGGUGUCACAGAGGAGGAGCGGUCAGCAGAACUAGGUGUCACAGAGGAGCAGCAGUCAGCAGAACGAGAUGUCACAGAGGAGCAGCGCGGUCAGCAGAACAAGGUGUCACAGAGGAGGAGCGGUCAGCAGAAUAAGGUGUCACAGCGGAGCAGCGGUCAGCAGAACGAGGUGUCACAGAGGAGCAACGGUCAGCAGAACGAGGGGAGCAGCGGUCAGCAGAACAAGGUGUCACAGGAGAGCAGCGGUCAGCAGAAAGAGGUGUCACAGAGGAGCAGCGAGGAGCAGCGGUCAGCAGAACGAGGUGUCACAGAGGAGGAGCGGUCAGCAGAACGAGGUGUCACAGAGGAGGAGCGGUCAGCAGAACUAGGUGUCACAGAGGAGCAGCGCGGUCAGAAGAAAGAGGUGUCACAGAGGAGCGGUGGUCAGCAGAAAGACGUGUCACAGAGGAGCAGCGGUCAGCAGAACGAGGUGUCACAGAGGAAUGGCGGUCAGCAGAACGAGGUGUCACAUAGGAUAGGCGGUCAUCAGGACUAG